Molecule: messenger RNA, 2497 nt
Organism: Parasteatoda tepidariorum (common house spider)
Lineage: Eukaryota; Metazoa; Arthropoda; Arachnida; Araneae; Theridiidae
Biological process (GO): regulation of transcription by RNA polymerase II; heart development; positive regulation of DNA-templated transcription
Cellular component (GO): nucleus; chromatin
Molecular function (GO): RNA polymerase II cis-regulatory region sequence-specific DNA binding; DNA-binding transcription factor activity, RNA polymerase II-specific
Source: RefSeq, a predicted model, not a curated record
ACGACGCGCCGACUGAGAAUCAGUUGUUUAAACGGAAAAGUGCGAGUGAUAAGUGCUUGAGAUCUGAGAUCCCGUGACAUCAUCUUUUUCGCGAUGUUUUCCGUGAAAUGUGUGUUUUGACCUUAUGGACCACGUUUGUUUUGGGGGGACAUGAUUCAAAAGAAUUCGGUCAUUUAAAAAUGAUUCCAAAGAACAUUUAAUUUGGUCAUUUAAAAAGUGCUUUUAUUCGAGAGAAUCCAAUGUUACUCGUGGGCACGGAAAACUCGACCCAAAUGCAAGAAACGGCACUUCCUCACGGAAAAAACAUCGCCGCGACCGACUUCUCGAUUGCGGCGAUCAUGGCGAGAGGGGGGGCUGCUGCAGCUGCAAAGGACAAAAUUUCAGAAGGGGAUGCAUUGUCGUUUGCGGCGUCCGAUUCGGAGAGUAGUGGGACGUGGGACAGAAUCGGAGGAGGUCAGAAGAGGGAUCGAUCCACGCCAGCAUCAAGUGUCCCAGAAGAAGAUGAAGAUGUAGAAGAGGGGAGUGACGUAAACGAAGAGGAUGUUCGUCCGAAGAAACCUCAGCAGCAGGUGAAGCGACGUUCUUCCCCGGAAUCGUCUGCAUCGGCGAAUCCUUACGCGGAAACGCUGAAGGGUCGUUGCAAUUGCGAAGAUCUUCUGCGCGUUGAGUGCAUUCUAGAAAACAAAGAUUUGUGGGAGAAAUUUAACGAACUUGGAACAGAAAUGAUCAUCACAAAGACAGGAAGGCGGAUGUUCCCCACACUCAGAGUAUCGUUCUCUGGUGUGGAAUUCUUGGAACAUCAGAGGUAUUCUGUUCUGAUGGAUAUUGUUCCCGUCGACCAGAAGAGAUAUCGAUAUGCCUACCACCGUUCUUCUUGGCUGGUGGCCGGAAAGGCCGAUCCUCCAUCCCCGGCUCGUCUCUACACCCAUCCCGAUUCACCCUUCACAGCUGACCAGCUCAGGAAACAGGUCGUCUCAUUCGAAAAAGUCAAGCUCACCAACAACGAGAUGGACAAGCAAGGACACAUUGUCUUGAAUUCCAUGCACAAGUAUCAGCCUAGGAUUCACUUGGUCAGAAGGAAGCAGGGUGGGUCAAGUGUCAUCACAGAUCUCGAGACAGAAGAAUGCAGAACAUACGUCUUCCCCGAAACCGUAUUCACAGCUGUUACAGCCUACCAGAAUCAGUUGAUAACGAAGCUGAAGAUAGAUAGCAACCCUUUUGCCAAAGGUUUUAGAGAUUCCUCAAGGUUAACAGAAUUUGACAGGGACACAAUGGAAGCUCUGAUAGGAGACCCCUCCUACCUCCACUCUCCGUUUCGAGCAUUGCUGGAACACCCGGACAGAGAAGAUCUCCAGGCAGCUCUAGCGAGGGAGAACCUUCUCGGACUGAGGGCACCCCUCCUUCCCUGGAAACCGGCCGGUGCUCUGCCUUCCUUCACCGACACCUACGGCAUGCUGGCCAACCUGCCGGCCAUGUAUGCCAUGAACCCAGCACAGCGGGCCAUGUGGGCUCAGUGGGGCCCAGCCGGUCUGAGUCAGCACCUGGGACUCUUGUGUGCCGCGAACGCUGCGACGGCGGCUCAAUCGUGCGGGGUGCUCAGACCCACACUCUCCCCCAGUUCGACGGACACCGCCUAUGGACACCUGCACCGGUACAUGCCCUACUUUUAUAAUGCAAAGAAGGACAGCGACAAGGACAGCUCAACAAGUCACACCCCUUACAGGUGAGGGGGUGUCCUACUUCGAAUGCAGUUAUUGGUGUUUUCACUCCCGGUUACUUAAGAAGAACUCUUUUCUUCCACUGUGUACAGAAAUAUACCUCCACACGAUUCUGAAGUGGUUCUUUUAUACAUAUUUUCAAACCCUCAGACCCCCGUGUCUGAACCACCCUCUAUGAGAUUAUUAAAUUAAAGGUAAAGGAAGUGACUCUCUCGUGAAUCGUGCUGUUGUAGUGAAGGAAAGUGAGCUCGAUCCAGCAAUGUCUAGAACAAACGAAGAAUUGUUUUUCGGGAAGGGCCAAGAAUGUAAAGACACGUAUCAGCUUGUCUGAGUAAAGGUUCAUUUGUUUGACCGACAUUGAAUGUCUCAGCAUUCCUUUUCUUUGUAAGCACAGCUUCUCAUUUGACUUCUUUCAGUCUGAAUAUUUCCUUCAUGGCUACAAUGAGUUAAAACUGUCAUUUUAUGAGGAAUUUUUUUUAAAUGAACUGUAAGAGAAGAAACUCAAAAAAUCAUCCUAUUUCAAAAAAACAAAUUAAUAAUCAUUAUCUGGGGAAACAUUUAGGUUGUCAGCAUCUAGAUAGAAAAGGUCGUGUCACUUCACUGUGGGCCAGAAUACCAUGAUCUUUGGGCAAAAGUCAAAAAGUAAAUUUUCAACUAAGAUAUGUGUAGGUUAAUAUAGCCCACAUUAAGUAUUCAUCAUCAUUCCAAACAUUAUAAUUUACUUUUUGGACCGACGAAAGUGCAAUGUAAUGAAAAAUAUGUAAAAAAAAUUUUUUUUU